Molecule: messenger RNA, 903 nt
Organism: Phytophthora nicotianae INRA-310
Lineage: Eukaryota; Oomycota; Peronosporomycetes; Peronosporales; Peronosporaceae
Exons: 1
Coding region: 1-903 (300 amino acids)
Biological process (GO): proteolysis
Molecular function (GO): serine-type endopeptidase activity
Source: RefSeq, a predicted model, not a curated record
AUGAAACUUGCCUUCACUUUUAGUUGCGCUGCACUGAUAUUGGCAGCUAUCGUGAAGGGGGGCUCGCUAGACUACCACACGGCACUGGUCGCCAACUUUGCCCCAGGGAACAAUCUCUCCAGUGACGCCAUCGUGCCCUUGCUCCAAGACACCAACCAUAGCGUAUCGGCUAACUUGCCGUCAAGUAUCAUUCGGAACAAUGCUACCUACGCCCCACACAACAGGAUAAGUAUCGUGCCCAAAGGCUCUAAAACGUACGUUGCUGGUCUUCGUUCUACCCCAGAAGGCAGCAAUUUCUGUAGUGCUUCUCUAAUUUCACCGACUCACCUCCUCGUUGGGACCUACUGCGUCGUGGCCGACGUACGCUGGGCUUCGGUCGGUUCGCACUACGCCAAUGGUACCCAAGAAGGUGAGCAGAUCAAGGUCAUCGCGAUACUCAACCAUCCAAACAGCUCGGUUGGGGCCUUCACGGACGAUUUCGCAGUUCUGCUUCUUGAGAAGCCAAGUUCAUUCAAACCGAUAGCGUUGGCAGCCUCGGAUGAUUCCGACGUCAAAGACGGUGAGUGGGCUGCCAAAAUGGGCUGGGACGAUACAGGCGGCGAAGGAACCAUGGCGUACGAACUGACGCGAGAAGAUGUACAGUUGAUGAACAACGCGAACUGUCUCGAAGAAACCAACGUGGAUGAUACCAGGCUGUGUUCGCGAGAUUAUUCUAAUGUGACAUCAUGCACGGGUGACUAUGGUGGCCCAGUGGUGGUGGAGCGUCCGAGUGGUGACGUAUUGGUUGGGAUAUCAAGUUGGGGUGGCGAUUGUGGUAAACCUGGGUAUCCUAGCAUUUACUCCCGCGUGUCGAGUGCUCGAGCGUGGAUUGAGUCUGUUACUAACGGCGUGUGCUAUCAUUGA